AUAUACCCCAGGCAGCGGGUUUUUCAAAUCAGUACCUACUUUGGUCUCGCUUAUUCUAUACACUUGAAGCGCACAAUGAGAAUGAUUAUUGUUCCAUGUUGUCUUGCCCUAUUUGUGGCGUUAGUCACAUGCGAGGGUACUGCUGCAGAGGACAAAAAAGAAGCAGAGGAAACGCAGGUUGAGGCCAAGGAAUCGAACGUGGAGAAACGUGGACUGCACGGAUUCUAUGGCGAUUUCGGGCACGACUUUGGCGGCCAUCACGAACAUCAUGAGCACAUCAAAACUGUGACGAUUGAGAAGAAGAUCCCAGUUCCAUACACUGUGGAAAAGCAUGUUCCAUACACUGUGGAGAAGAAAGUUCCUUACGAAGUGAAGGUACCUGUCCCACACCCAUACAUUGUGGAAAAGAAAGUUCCAGUUCACGUGAAGGAAGUUGUCAAAUACAACGUGCAUGUACCUGCUCCAUACACCGUCGAGAAGAAGGUUCCCUAUGAGGUCAAGGUACCAGUCGACAAGCCAUACGAAGUUAAGGUGCACGUUCCCCAGCCUUACACCGUAGAGAAGAAGGUUCCAUAUGAAGUUAAGGUUCCAGUGCCAGUGCCGUACACCGUUGAGAAGAAGGUCCCAUACGAGGUCAAGUACGAGGUGUCAGUGCCAAAACCAUACACCGUCAUCAAGAAGGUCCCUUAUGAGGUCAAGGUCCCAGUUGAUAGGCCUUACAAGGUUGAAGUUGAAAAACCAUACCCAGUUGAGGUACCCAAGCCAUACCCAGUUGUGGUUGAGAAGAAGGUCCCAUAUGAGGUGAAGGUUCCAGUCGAUAAGCCGUACAAGGUUGAAGUGCCCAAGCCAUACAAGGUUGAAAUCAAGGUCCCAGUCCCAGCUCCAUACACCGUCGAGAAGAAGGUUCCAUACACCGUCGAGAAGGCCGUUCCGUACGAGGUCAAGGUCCCAAUUGACAAACCAUUCCCAGUCUACAAAGAAGUGAAGUUCCCAGUCCACAAGGAAGUCCCAGUUCCAGUCAAGGUCCCAUUCCAUGUACCAGUCCAUGUACACGAAGAAGAACACCACGAGCAUGAGCAUGAACAUCAUUCCUUUGAGCAUCACGAUUUCCACUAAACUAUAUAGGUCACCCCCCCCCAAAAAAGCUCAUCCAGUCCCGCAGCUUCCCGCCUGAACUGAACUGAUUUUUAGAAUGUUAAACGUUCCUCCUGUUUAUUUGUUUCGCUGCUUACGAACAAAUUCAUACCAAUCAUCCAUUUGUGAUCUUAAAUGUAGUUGUUAAAGCGAGCAAUAUGUUGUAGAGAGUGUUGACUUCUAAGAGCAUCGUCCGCCGAUCCGGGGACGAUAUUCGAGAAGUAAAUCCGUUGUUGAUUAUUUGUUUUAUAUACUUUUACGCGAAGACAGUCGAAAUCAUAACUUUAUAAAACGGUUAUUGACCCAGCUACGAAAUUUGAAACUCUCAAAGCUGUACCAAAAAAAAAGUUACCUGUAAAUGAUUUUCAAAUACUCCAAUUGUUUAUGAUGUAAAACUGAUCAAAUUUCUUCACAUUUGAGUCGAAGCUGGUAGAAACGAGAUGUGAUAUAACUCUAUAACUACUUUUCGAACUUAUGUAAAAAUGAGAUAAAUAAAAGUAACCGUAAAUAUGUUUAACUUUUGAUCAUUUUUACGGCAUAAAAUUAA
Molecule: messenger RNA, 1681 nt
Organism: Toxorhynchites rutilus septentrionalis
Lineage: Eukaryota; Metazoa; Arthropoda; Insecta; Diptera; Culicidae
Gene: Vajk4
Product: mantle protein
Exons: 2
Coding region: 76-1116 (346 amino acids)
Source: RefSeq, a predicted model, not a curated record